CAUAUAGAUGAUUCUUUUAGUCCUAAUUCACAAAUAUUUAUUAGUAUUUAUGAAGAAGAGAUUUUAACUUAUUCAAAUAAUCAAAUAAUUAACUUUAUAAAUAAUGAAGAACAAGAUCAAAAUAACAAAAGUAAUAAAAGUAAAGAAAAUAAUGAAAUAAGUAUUUCUGUAGCAAUAAAUAAAGCUUCUUGUAAAAUAAAACAUAUAGCAACAGAAAAGCAUGAUGAAAAAAUUUUAUUAAAUAAUUUAUUUCAAGAAGUUUAA
Messenger RNA from Racocetra persica, 264 nucleotides. The record is from the annotation of a GenBank genome assembly. NCBI's taxonomy places the organism in Eukaryota, Fungi, Glomeromycota, Glomeromycetes, Diversisporales, Gigasporaceae.